Acinonyx jubatus (cheetah) is the source of this 8406-nucleotide messenger RNA. It is a transcript of the gene PRTG, whose product is annotated as protogenin. Gene Ontology annotation, biological process: axon guidance; cell-cell adhesion. The transcript is spliced from 20 exons. NCBI's taxonomy places the organism in Eukaryota, Metazoa, Chordata, Mammalia, Carnivora, Felidae. The coding region runs from base 206 to 3808 and encodes 1200 amino acids. The record is from RefSeq and is a predicted model, not a curated record. Gene Ontology annotation, molecular function: protein binding. Gene Ontology annotation, cellular component: plasma membrane; axon.
CCCGCGAGCGGGUGUCCGUGCGCCGGCUUCGCCGAGACCACAGACACCCGCCGCCGGCCGCGCAGUGCCACGCCACGCCGGACCCCGAGCGGGAAGCCAGGCUGCGCGCGUCCAGCCGCGGCGCGGGGAGAGCCCGGAGGCGGGGGCCGGCAGGAGGACAGCGGCUGCAGGGCGGCCGGGGAGCAUGCCCGCGCAGCCCAGCUGAAUGGCGCCUUCUCUGCGACCCCUCGCCGGGCUGCGACCGCCAGGGAUGCUGCGCCGCGCGCUCCUGCUCCUGCUGCUCCUCGGCUCCGGUCCAGGAGUGUGGUGCUUUAGUGAACUGUUUUUUAUAAAAGAACCACAGGAUGUAACUGUCACAAGAAAGGACCCAGUCGUUUUAGAUUGCCAGGCUCAUGGAGAAGUUCCCAUUAAGGUCACAUGGUUGAAAAAUGGAGCAAAAGUGUCUGAAAAUAAACGGAUCCAGGUCCUGUCUAACGGCUCGUUAUACAUCAGUGAAGUGGAAGGCAAGCGAGGAGAGCAGUCUGAUGAAGGAUUUUAUCAGUGCUUGGCAGUGAACAAAUAUGGAGCCAUUCUUAGUCAAAAAGCACAUCUUACUUUGUCAACUAUUUCUGCAUUUGAAGUUCAGCCAGUUUCUACUGAGGUCCAUGAAGGUGGAGUUGCUAGAUUUGCAUGCAAGAUUUCUUCAAACCCUCCUGCAGUCAUAACAUGGGAAUUCAAUCGGACAACCCUACCUGUAACUUUGGAUAGGAUAACAGCCCUACCAACAGGAGUAUUGCAGAUCUAUGAUGUUGGCCAAAGGGAUGCUGGAAAUUAUCGUUGUGUUGCUGCUACUGUGGCCCAUAGACGUAAAAGUAUGGAGGCCUCUCUAACAGUGAUUCCAGUUGAAGAGUCUAAUUCCUUCUACACACCAACCAUUAUAGCAGGCCCACAGAACAUAACAACGUCUCUUCAUCAGACUGUUGUUUUGGAAUGCGUGGCCACGGGAAAUCCUAAACCAAUCAUUUCUUGGAGCCGCCUUGAUCAUAAGUCCAUUGAUGUCUUUAACACUCGGGUACUUGGAAAUGGUAAUCUCAUGAUAUCUGAUGUCAGACUGCAACAUGCUGGAGUGUACGUUUGUCGGGCCACAACCCCAGGCACACGCAACUUUACUGUUGCUAUGGCAACUUUAACUGUAUUAGCUCCUCCUUCAUUUGUUGAAUGGCCAGAAAGUUUAACAAGGCCUCGAGCUGGCACUGCUCGAUUUGUAUGUCAAGCAGAAGGAAUCCCCUCACCCAAAAUGUCAUGGUUGAAAAAUGGGAGGAAGAUACAUUCAAAUGGUAGAAUUAAAAUGUACAACAGUAAAUUGGUAAUUAACCAGAUUAUUCCUGAAGAUGAUGCCAUUUAUCAGUGCAUGGCUGAAAACAGCCAAGGAUCUAUUUUAUCUAGAGCCAGACUGACCGUAGUAAUGUCGGAAGACAGACCCAGUGCUCCCUACAAUGUGCAUGCUGAAACCAUGUCAAGUUCAGCCAUCCUUUUAGCUUGGGAGAGGCCACUUUAUAAUUCAGACAAAGUCAUCGCUUAUUCUGUGCACUAUAUGAAAGCAGAAGGUUUAAAUAAUGAAGAGUAUCAAGUAGUCAUUGGAAAUGACACAACUCAUUAUAUUAUUGAUGACUUGGAACCUGCUAGCAAUUACACUUUCUACAUCGUGGCAUAUAUGCCAAUGGGAGCCAGCCAGAUGUCUGACCACGUGACGCAGAAUACUUUAGAGGACGUUCCCUUGAGACCUCCUGAAAUUAGUUUGACAAGUCGAAGUCCUACUGACAUCCUCAUCUCCUGGCUGCCGAUCCCAGCCAAGUAUCGGCGGGGCCAAGUGGUCCUGUAUCGCCUGUCCUUCCGCCUCAGUACUGAGAAUUCCAUCCAAGUUCUGGAGCUCCCAGGGACCACACAUGAGUACCUUCUGGAGGGCUUGAAACCUGAUAGUGUCUACCUGGUGCGGAUCACUGCUGCCACCAGAGUGGGGCUGGGAGAGUCGUCAGUGUGGACUUCACAUCGGACACCCAAAGCCACAAGUGUGAAAGCCCCUAAGUCUCCAGAGUUACAUUUGGAGCCUCUGAAUUGUACCACCAUUUCUGUGAAGUGGCAGCAAGAUGCUGAGGACACAGCAGCCAUUCAGGGCUACAAACUGUACUACAAAGAAGAAGGGCAGCAGGAAAAUGGACCCAUUUUCUUAGACACCAGUGACCUUCUCUAUACUCUCAGUGGUUUAGACCCCAGAAGAAAAUACCACGUGAGGCUACUGGCUUACAACAACAUAGAAGAUGGCUAUCAGGCAGACCAGACAGUCAGCACUCCAGGAUGCGUGUCUGUUCGUGAUCGCAUGGUUCCUCCUCCACCACCACCCCACCAUCUCUAUGCGAAGGCUAACACCUCAUCUUCCAUCUUCCUGCACUGGAGGAGGCCUGCAUUCACCACUGCACAAAUAAUUAACUACACCAUCCGCUGUAACCCUGUCGGCCUGCAGAACGCUUCUUUGGUUCUAUACCUUCAAACAUCAGAAACUCACAUGUUAGUUCAGGGUCUAGAACCCAACACCAAAUAUGAAUUUGCUGUACGAUUGCAUGUGGAUCAGCUUUCCAGUCCCUGGAGCCCUGUUGUCUACCAUUCUACGCUUCCAGAAGCCCCAGCAGGCCCACCGGUUGGAGUAAAAGUGACCUUGAUAGAGGAUGACACUGCUCUGGUUUCUUGGAAACCCCCUGAUGGCCCAGAGACCGUGGUCACACGCUAUACCAUCUUGUAUGCAUCCAGGAAGGCCUGGAUUGCAGGAGAAUGGCAGGUCCUACACCGAGAAGGGGCAAUAACCAUGGCUUUGCUAGAAAACCUGGUGGCAGGAAAUGUGUACAUUGUCAAGAUAUCUGCAUCAAAUGAGGUGGGAGAAGGACCCUUUUCAAAUUCUGUGGAACUGGCAGUCCUUCCAAAGGAAACCUCUGAGUCAAAUCAGAGGCCCAAGCGUUUGGAUUCUGCUGAUGCCAAAGUUUAUUCCGGGUAUUACCAUCUGGACCAGAAAUCAAUGACUGGCAUUGCUGUGGGCGUUGGCAUAGCCUUGACCUGCAUCCUCAUCUGCGUUCUCAUCCUGAUAUACAGAAGUAAAGCCAGGAAAUCAUCUGCUUCCAAGACGGCACAAAAUGGAACUCAACAGUUACCUCGUACUAGUGCCUCCCUAGCCAGUGGAAAUGAAGUAGGGAAGAACCUAGAAGGAGCUGUAGAAAAUGAAGAAUCUUUAAUGCCAAUGAUAAUGCCAAACAGCUUCAUUGAUGCAAAGGGAGGAACUGAUCUUAUAAUUAAUAGCUAUGGUCCUAUAAUUAAAAACAACUCUAAAAAAAAAUGGCUUUUUUUCCAAGAUUCCAAGAAGACAAAAGUUGAACAGCCUCAAAGAAGAUUUGCUCAAGCGGUCUGCUUUUACCAGCCAGGCACUACUGUGUUAAUUAGCGAUGAAGACUCUCCCAGCUCCCCAGGUCAGACAACCAGCUUCCCAAGACCCUUUGGUGUUGUAGCUGAUACUGAGCAUUCAGCGAAUAGUGAAGGCAGCCACGAGACUGGGGAUUCUGGGAGGUUCUCCCACGAGUCCAAUGAUGAGAUACACCUGUCCUCAGUUAUAAGCACCACGCCCCUGACCUCCAGUUCCUUUGCUGGCAGUGAUUCAGGUGGAGAUCCCUCAGCGAGGAAGGGUGAAGACCCUGCAGUGCCACUAGAUGCUGAGCAAAUGUCCCCUUCAGUUCUGCAGCCACCAUCGGCCAUGCUACGCUUUGAUAAGAAUGAUUUUCCAAUCUAGAGGCCAUGUUCAGGUAUUCUCGCCUUUAAGUCUGUUCGAAGGACAAUGAACAGGGAGCCAAAGCCUUUUGUGAAAAUUUGGAUGUCUUAUUGGGUAUUUCAGCUUUUUUUUUUUUGAAUGUGUUUUGUUUUUUAUUUUUAAACUCACGUAUUUUGAAUGUUUGUCAGCAAUGUGAAAAGACAGUCAAGAUAUUUGACUGAAUUAUAAAAUAUAUCACUGGAGCAAAGGGAAGACUUUUGAAAGCCCCUUUGCUGACUAUCUACCUCAGUUUGCCAGAUGGCAAACUCAGAAGACAACUUAGUUACCUCGUUUAUUGUGAUAGUUUAUCUCAGCUACAUAACCAAUGAUACUUCCUAGUAGCAUUUUGUUUUCAUUGCUGUGUGUGUAGUGUGUGUGAUCAAAGGAGUCAUAUAGGUAUAUGGGUAAGAAUGUUUAUCUGAAGCUCUGAUUUUUUUAAAGAAAGCUGUGACAUCUGCAUGGUUUGGAUAAUUUAAUACCUCUGGCUGUGCAGACUGUCAAACCACAGAGAAGAGAAAAAGUGGGACUGUUGAUUUUAAUGAAUUAUCAAAACAAAGAAAGUGUCUCUCUUUUGAGAAUAGAACUAUUCAGUAGCAUAUAGAGAAUACUAUUGUUUCAAGGGCCUUUAUGUUUUGGGCAUUAGAGUCUGAGUGCUUUAUCUGCUGUACCCCAACCUCAGCCUGCCUAGAGCCGUGCCUUUUCCCCCUUCCCCUUUGCCUGACAGUUGGCCAAAGGCCGCACUGUGUAGUUUGCAAAGCAUCCUCAACAUUUCCAGAAUUAGUUGUAAACCUCCAUGCAGAAAACAGAUUUUUAAAGAGAAUCAGUUAGGCUUUUGGUUUUGUUUUUAAUCCCACCUUAGCUUUAAAAAAAGGGGGGGUAAAGAAAUUUCAUAAAAUUUUAAGAAUAAAGAUAAAUGCAACAGUAGACCAUAAAAUGAACUAGAGGUUAUCAUGGUAACAGUGCCUUCUGUUUUAUAUUAUGAAAUUCUUUGCCUUAUACCUUUUUAAUAUUCAUGAAGUUAUUUAGUAAUACAAGAAGUUGCCUUAAGAGUUUCUUGGAUUUUAUCAGUGACUAUUUUUGAUGUAUAGCAUCUUAUCAAAGCAUUUUAGUUUGUUCUUAUGCAGGUUUUGUUUAGGGAUAAGUAUUCAGGGCUCUACCACCUUUCUUGUAUUUUCUUGAAUUCUUAAGAGAAUUUGGUACUCUAUUUAAUCUUCUUUCAGUGUCAAUGCUGUGAAUGUGGAAUGCUAACUCCAGGAGUGAGUUAAUCCUCUUGCUGGUUUGAAAUCAGCAAACUGUUUACUCAGCCACCUAGAAUAGGCCUUCUUUCAGUCAUGAGUUAGUUACCUACCAGGUACCCAACAGUGGGAGAGGAAAAAGAAUUAAACACAUGGUGUAGAAAGGGGGCCUCAUAUAUAUAUUUUUUCAUAAGUAGUUCUUCACAUUAUCUGAAAAUGACUUCUGAACCUCAUUUUAAAAGGAAUCUUAAUGGAUUUUUCCCUUGAGACCUUUGGUGUAUGGGGGUGGGGGACAGGCUAUGCUAAAUGGUGUUCUAAAAUCAAAAGAAUAUUACUGGAUAAUAGUCCCGCCUCCAUCAUCUCCUAUCCCAUUGUCUGAUGAUGCAUUUCUUCGUUUCUUAGUUUGUAGUUUUGUGCCAAACUGGAUGUGUUCAGAAGCAGACCAACAUUACGUGCCAGCAAUCACUUCUGAACUAAAUUCAAAGUCCCCAUUUAGUUAUCUAAGUCUGGGCUUCAUGGCAGAACAAAAACAAAAAAAGCAGAGCUUUAGGUGAACAAUCUGAGGCAAGGGAAAAUGCUGCUCCUGCCUUUAUAGCUCCUGUUUUAUACUACCUCCUUUUAAAGUUAUUCUAGUGUUAUUUUUUUCCUGUACUCAGGGAACAUUUUGUUACUUUUAAGCUGCCUCAUGCAAGCAUGGGCAAAUUGACAGGGUAUGGUGUCUUUUGGUUUGUAAGUAGGUAUGUGGGGCCAACUUUUAUCAGCAUCCAAAAUUAAUGAAUACAACGAGUUCAUUUUAUUUUUUAAACUUUCAUUAAAAGGCAAAUAAAAUCUAAAGUUGAAACAUCAUCCUUUAUGGUUAUGGAAGAUAUGUCCAGGACUGCAUGAAUUUGAAUCAUUUUAAAAGCCUAAAAAGAUGAUCUGAAAGCCCUUAAGUAAAGUAUUUUGUUUGGUUGGCUUUUGAUGAAUAGGCCCAUAGUUAUUGUAGAUCUUUAGGCUAUAACUAUUGGCUAAUUAUUUACCAGUACAUUUUUACUUUUUCACCUUUUCAUUUUGUUCUUAUACAGAUUUUUUUCAUAAUAAUCCUGUUACCAAAGAAUUUUCAGUAGAAGGUAAAAAUUUGAUUAUAAUUUCCCCCCAAAUUGAAUUAACUAGAAAUAUCUAUAGGUAUGAAGCUUAUGUAAGUAGUUACUAACCCAAAAUAAUAGGGUUUAUAUUGAUUGUUGUAGUUAAAUAGACUAGUAAUUUCAACUACCUUAUUGUUACCAGAGCAUUUAAAAUAAGUUCUUUACCAGCAGAUAGUUCCAAAGAAUUUCAAGUGUAAUUUUUUUUUUCUUCAGCAAAUAAAUCUUCAUAUACAGUAUUAAAGUAUUUUUAAAUUGUUGAAACUACUUGUUGGAGAGAAAAGAAAAUCUUUUCACCAAAGAUAAAUAUUUUGGUCUCAUUGAAUAAGAUAUUUAGUAUACACCAAAGACUUCUUUUUACUUGGCCAAAGCUAGCUUCUUUGAAGUCUUAAGUCUGAAACUGUAACUAAAACCUGAAGGUUCUCAUCUCUCAUAGUGGUGUUACUUCGUGGUAUUUCAUUCCAACAGGGCUGAUAUGCAAAUGGUAACUGUCUUCUUUUCCAAAGACUUACUUGCUAUAAGUACUGACACACGCAUGCCAUUUUUAUGCCAAAUAUUACAAGAUUCUGCUCAUCAGUAUUUUCAUACCAAAGACCAUUAAAAUAUAUAGAUUAGUCUGUAAGUAAAGAUGAGCAGAUUUGAAAUAAUUUUAUUUAGAGGCUGUAGGAAUCUAGCUUUAAGUAGCAAAAGAUAUCAAAGGGCUAAGUUUACAUAAUUAAAAGCAAUACGAUUAUGUUGGUAUUUAUCAGUGUUUUUAUUCAAGUACUUUUUAUCAGCAAAUUAAAAAAAAAACCAAAGAUAUUUAAGGUUAUCUCCACAUAUAGACAUUUGUUUGUACAUUAAACUGUUGUUUCUUGUUUUUAUGUCAACCAAACAUGUCUCUCCAGAACCCAGUCUGUAUCCAAAUAGCAUACCUAGGGACUUUCCAUUAAAUCUGCUGAUUCAGCCACAGGAUGUUUUUGCCAAAUGAUGUGAUUUCUUUCCUAAUCACCUUGAGUGUGAGAUGUCAACAGAAAUCUCAGCAAGUUUUUCCAUUCCAGAGCAUAUGGCAAUCCCUGAAUUAGCCUGUACAGUCUUCCUCUUGUUAAAGCAUUACCUGGUUAACUCAGAGGCUUGGGGCAGUCCCUUAAUAAUAGGGAUGUUCUCACCUGUGGGGAGCAGUGGGCUAUAUAAGCCAAGAAAUCAUAUCACUGUUUAAGUGAGCGUCCUUUGAUAGCUGUUGAAAGUUGUCCAUAAGUUGAAAUAUUUUAACUGCAUCAAGGGAGCCUAGGAUAUUUCAAAGUUUAGGGGAACCCUAGAUGAAACCAAAAUUUUUUAAAUGAAAUCUGUAGUUUUAUAUUUUGAUUAGCCUAAAAGCAAGGACACAGCUUUAUCCACUAAGUAGCUUAUAAAAAAUCUGCUUUGGCACACCAGGGCAAUUAGAUGCUCAGUGAAAUGCCUUUAUUUGCCUUUGCUUCAAACAAGAACAGUGCCAGCAUUGGAAACAAUAACAGUGAUUUGCAUUAGUUUGUCUAGACUUUGUUAAGGACUUCUGCCAGAAACUUGCUCAUGUUGACUACUCAGGAUCAUUUGUCAAGUCCAUAUGAAGACACCUUUGAGGAGUGUCACAAAAAAAAGAUGAAAUUGAAAGUAUCUUUGUCUGUUUUUAAUGCAAGAAUAUCCAGAUGUGGUUCCACUUGAGUGGUGGCUACUGUGAUUCACAUAUGUUUAUAUUUCAUUGAAUGUAAAUUUUUAAUACUGAAUGUAAAAGAAAAAGUUCCAAAUAUAUGGAAAAGAGUCAUGAUCUUUCUAAGACUAAACAUAUAUUUUGUAAACUUUGUUCCUGACAAUAUUUCACAUGGAUCUCUGGUAAAAUUGCUUUGGUUUAAUAGUCAAAAUAAUUUUUGUGGGUUGUGAGCACAGAGUAAAGGGUUCUGGAGAUCACCAUAUACAACCACUUGUCUAAAUGUGACUUUUAUUGAUGUUUAGAAGAACACAUACAUAGAAUUCUGUGUUAAGUUGAUUUAUGCUCAGGACAUAAGAUCACAGGCUAAUGCAAUGUGUAUGUUUGCAGGCUUUAAUCUUCUCAGGCAGUUUCCCUUUUUAUGCCUUUGAAAGUGUUUAAGAUUAUGACAGUCUUGCAUUUUUAUCAGAUGCUGUAUUUUCUUAAGGCUGCUGUAACAAAUUACCACAAAGUUAAUGGCCUUAAAACAACACAAAUUUAUUAUCUUACAGUUCUGUAGGU